Gracilinanus agilis (Agile Gracile Mouse Opossum) is the source of this 3477-nucleotide messenger RNA. It is a transcript of the gene STT3B, whose product is annotated as STT3 oligosaccharyltransferase complex catalytic subunit B. The record is from RefSeq and is a predicted model, not a curated record. NCBI's taxonomy places the organism in Eukaryota, Metazoa, Chordata, Mammalia, Didelphimorphia, Didelphidae. Gene Ontology annotation, biological process: post-translational protein modification. The transcript has 16 exons. Gene Ontology annotation, molecular function: dolichyl-diphosphooligosaccharide-protein glycotransferase activity. Gene Ontology annotation, cellular component: membrane. The coding region runs from base 224 to 2179 and encodes 651 amino acids.
UUCCUUCACCAUCCUCUUCCUGGCCUGGCUGGCCGGCUUCAGCUCGCGCCUCUUCGCCGUCAUCCGCUUCGAGAGCAUCAUCCACGAGUUCGACCCCUGGUUUAACUAUAGAUCAACACAUCAUCUUGCAUCCCACGGGUUCUAUGAAUUUCUAAAUUGGUUCGAUGAAAGAGCAUGGUAUCCGCUAGGAAGAAUAGUAGGUGGGACGGUCUAUCCAGGCUUGAUGGUGACGGCUGGCCUCAUCCAUUGGAUUUUAAACAUGCUGAAUAUAACUGUCCACAUACGAGACGUGUGCGUGUUCCUGGCGCCCAUCUUUAGCGGCCUCACAUCCAUUUCUACUUUCCUGCUCACCAGAGAACUGUGGAACCAGGGCGCGGGCCUGCUGGCCGCCUGCUUCAUCGCCAUCGUGCCGGGCUACAUCUCGCGCUCGGUGGCCGGGUCCUUCGACAACGAAGGCAUCGCCAUCUUCGCCCUGCAGUUCACGUACUACUUGUGGGUGAAGUCGGUCAAGACGGGCUCCGUGUCCUGGACCAUCUGCUGCUGCCUGGCCUACUUCUACAUGGUGUCCGCGUGGGGCGGCUACGUGUUCAUCAUCAACCUCAUCCCGCUGCACGUGUUCGUCCUGUUGCUGAUGCAGAGAUACAGCAAGAGGGUCUACAUCGCUUACAGCACUUUCUACAUCGUGGGCCUCAUCCUGUCCAUGCAGAUCCCCUUCGUGGGGUUCCAGCCCAUCAGGACGAGUGAGCACAUGGCCGCCGCAGGCGUCUUCGCUCUGAUCCAGGCGUACGCCUUCCUGCAGUACCUCCGAGACAGACUCACCAAGCAGGAGUUCCAGACGCUCUUCUUCCUGGGGGUGUCGCUGGCGGCCGGCGCCGUCUUCAUGAGCGUCAUCUACCUGACGUACACGGGUUACAUCGCACCAUGGAGUGGCAGGUUUUAUUCACUGUGGGACACUGGGUACGCAAAGAUCCACAUUCCGAUCAUCGCUUCCGUGUCGGAGCAUCAGCCUACAACGUGGGUGUCUUUCUUCUUUGAUCUCCAUAUUCUCGUGUGCACCUUCCCGGCAGGCCUCUGGUUCUGUAUCAAAAAUAUCAAUGAUGAAAGAGUGUUUGUGGCCCUGUACGCCAUCAGCGCCGUGUACUUCGCCGGCGUGAUGGUGCGCCUCAUGCUCACGCUGACCCCCGUCGUGUGCAUGCUGUCCGCCAUCGCCUUCUCCAACGUCUUCGAGCACUACCUGGGCGACGACCUGAAGCGGGAGAACCCGCCGCAGGAGAAGGCGGAGGAGGGCCUCGGACCCAACAUCAAGAGCAUCGUCACCAUGCUCAUGCUCAUGCUGCUCAUGAUGUUCGCCGUGCACUGCACCUGGGUCACCAGCAACGCCUACUCCAGCCCCAGCAUCGUGCUGGCCUCCUACAACCACGACGGCACCAGGAACAUCCUGGACGACUUCCGGGAGGCCUAUUACUGGCUGCGGCAGAACACGGACGAGCAGGCGCGCGUCAUGUCCUGGUGGGACUACGGCUACCAGAUCGCCGGCAUGGCCAACAGGACCACCCUGGUGGACAACAACACGUGGAACAACAGCCAUAUCGCGCUGGUCGGGAAGGCCAUGUCCUCCAACGAGACGGCGGCCUACCAGAUCAUGCGCAGCCUGGACGUCGACUACGUCCUCAUCAUCUUCGGGGGCGUCAUCGGCUACUCCGGGGAUGACAUCAACAAGUUCCUCUGGAUGGUCCGGAUAGCCGAGGGGGAGCACCCCAAGGACAUCCGGGAGAGCGACUACUUCACGCCUCAGGGAGAGUUCCGGGUGGACAAGGCGGGCUCCCCCACCCUGCUCAACUGCCUCAUGUACAAAAUGUCCUACUACCGAUUCGGAGAGAUGCAGCUGGAUUUUCGGACCCCCCCAGGCUUCGACCGGACGCGGAACGCCGAGAUCGGCAACAAGGACAUCAAGUUCAGACACUUGGAGGAGGCCUUCACGUCCGAGCACUGGCUGGUCAGGAUCUACAAGGUGAAGCAGCUGGACAACAGGGAGACGCUGGGCCGCAGGCCGCGCGUGACCAACAUCAUCUCCAAACAGAAGUAUUUGUCAAAGAAGACCACCAAGAGGAAGCGCGGCUACAUCAAGAACAAACUCCUCCUAAAGAAAGGCAAGAGGCCCAGCAAGAAGACCCUUUAAGGGCUGCUCCGGGGCCGGCGGCGAGCAGUUGUCCUGGAGAGAACCAGCCUUUGCCUUUAGCUCCGUCGUGUUUCACAACAGCAGGAGGGAACAGAACCAUCCCCGGUCCAGAUUCAUGUACAAAUUUCAGGCAGUGUCUGACACGCACAGAUUGGCUUCUCGAGACGGGCUUGUAGAUUUGUGAUGGGAAGCGAGCCUGAGCCCCGCCGUCCUGGCGAGCAGCAGCUUCGAUUUUUUACUGGUACAUAUUGUCUUUCCACGCCAAGAAUUUGGACUUCACGGCACCAAAGAACCCUCGAAUCUGGCCCCUGGCACACGCAAAUUUGUCCGGUUUUGUUUUUCCCUUUUUCUUUUUUAAUCCCCCCAUGAGACCUGCACUUCCUCUGACUACCUGAUCAGCAAUACGCGAAAUGCAGAUUGUAAGUUGUGACGUUUUUGGACAACCAGGAAAUGAGUCACAGAUCCGGAAAGAGCUGCAGCCCUGGAGGGCCCUUCCUGGACUGCUAUUUAUUUCCCUGUUUCCACGUCAAGAAUGUUUCAUCAAAUGCACAUUUUCUAUUUCCCGCUUUGCUCCGUCCAGGACGCUGCUGCUGCUCGGCCCACGCGCGGCCUUUGUCCAUCGGCCUCGUGGCUGCGGGUGGUGGCGGCGGCUUCCACGCGAGCCCCCCGGCGGCUCCUUCCAGGGCGAAAUGGUGCCCUGUGGCCGGGCGCGCUCCAUCACCUCGCUGGAGGGGAACGCCGAGGGGCCCGUUUGGAAGUUGUCCGAGCCUCCCGCGGCCCCCGAGCCCAGGACAUUUGGUGAAACACUCUGACGGGGCGAGGAGCCUCCUCGGUGUGACCGUUGUGACGGGUCUGUCCAGUGACACACACACACGCGCGCGUGCUCACACCGAGGGGGUGCGGCACUCGUGCCCUUUCCUGCUCCAGCAGCUUGAGGAGAAAGACCUGCAAUUCUCCGCAGCCCUUGGGAGAAAGUGCUUGGAGAAGAGGGAGAGCUCUUCCUACUGCAAGCUGUCCCCAUUGGGGUUUUAUACAUAUCUAUAUUAAAAAAUUAUAACUUACACCACUGCUUUGGGUGGAAUGUGCAGAAUAAUAGUAUGUACCUUUUAUGAAGAAAAUGUAAUUUACAACGUUCGGUGAGAAUGUUACUGCUGAUUUUCCUUCCCCAGAAAGUGUAGACUGUUUGUUUUUUGUUUCUGAUUUAUAAAAACUCAUUUUUGACCCUGAUGAUGGUUCUUUUACAGACCAAUAAAAAUGGCUGUAACAUUUUCACAAAUAAAAACAUUAAUAGAUCUGGA